Messenger RNA from Daphnia carinata, 1268 nucleotides. It is a transcript of the gene Fibp, whose product is annotated as acidic fibroblast growth factor intracellular-binding protein B-like. The record is from RefSeq and is a predicted model, not a curated record. The coding region runs from base 25 to 1188 and encodes 387 amino acids. Lineage: Eukaryota; Metazoa; Arthropoda; Branchiopoda; Diplostraca; Daphniidae. Gene Ontology annotation, cellular component: nucleus. The transcript is spliced from 8 exons.
GAGCAAAUAUAACAGCUACUGUCGAUGAGCUGUUUUCUUAUUUCCCUAAUUUUUCUAAUUAUUGUUUACGUUUCUGUUGACAUGGAGUGUAGUGUUGAUGUGUUUGUGGGAAAUACAACCAUCAUCGACCCAGAAAUAUAUCAACUUUGGGUUGACGGUAACUCUGCUCACGAGGCUGCUGAUAUUUUACAACAAAGAGGAAUCCUACAGCAAUGGGGAGCAAAUAUGGAUCUCUUGAUGUCAGAUGUCCUUGAUCAUUACCGCACAUUUCAUAUGUUAGAAAAGACGUUACAUACUCCACUCAAGUUAACAGCAGCUGGGGAAUGGACAUUUCAGAUGGACGGAGAUACUCAGCAGCUGCUAAUUGAAAAAUAUUACGAGCUGGAUGAUGUGGUUGUUAGAGAAGUACUUGGAAAGAAACUCUCCUCUAGGCAUAGAAAAGAUCUAGAUGAAGUGUCAGAGAAAACGGCAAUAUCCCUGAGGUCAUGUAGGAGGCAGUUUGAUAAUGUUAAGCGAAUUCAUAAGCUUGUUGAAGAGUUACCAGGCCACAUUGUGAACAAUAUUCAGCAUAAUUUCCUUCUCUCAACGGAACUGUCAAAGAAAUAUGCUGCAGUUGUCUUUAUAGCUGUUAAUCGUUUCGAAACAACCAAGAGAAAACUACAGUAUUUGAAUUUCUCCGAUUUUUAUCACUGUGCUCAUCAGAUGAUAGAGCAUUGGUCUUCUACAUCUUGUCAUGCUAGUUCUCAUCAGUUGGAAACAGAAACUGAAAUCGAAACCGAUCUCGAUGUCGACAGAAGCUUUUUGCACGACCUCAGAGAAGUACGCAUACUGCUUGACAAAGAAAAAGAACUGAAACAUCUAGUUUGUUCCCAGCUAAAGGGACGCCUGACGGACAAGAUUUAUGCCGAUAUGGAAUCGUCUUUUAAAACUCAUUCACGUUCGCUAGUUCUGUUGGCUGGCAAUCUCAAUCGAUCAAGGGAACUGCGAUCGCUCUUCGUAGACUUGGUGGAGCGCUGUGUGGAACCACUUAGGCAAGCCAGGUGGACAUCAAGAGAUUUGAGACUAUUUCUUGAUUAUUAUACGCCCGCCGGAGUCCAGCUGUUUAAAAGCGAUUCAGCAACAGCGUCGGUGUGGGAGCGUUAUAUGAAAGUAAUCUCCAGCUGCCUAGUCAAAAUCUACCACAAUUAGUUGUGUAUAAAUGCAACGUUACCGUUCUUUUAUUGUGCUGUAAACCUGUGAAACAUUGAAAUAUUAACUUCUUUUUUUUC